GUGUGAAAGAAAUUCUGAAGGCCGGGUGGACUUUUCUCUGGUUGCCCCCUACAGCCGCACCAGCUGUGUUGCAUCCCAGCGGCGGUAACUCCAUUUGAGAACUGAGGGUUGGUGCCUGGGGACCUGAUUCACUCUGUAAAAAGUGUUGUUUGUGUCCAGCCAUCGUCCAGAGGGGACGCGUGUUGCCGCCUCCUGCCCUUCUUGACACCACGAACCUGGCCGACCGCAGAACGCUCCAAGGCCGGGCGAAGAUGGCCUCGGUUCCUGUGUAUUGCCUCUGCCGGCUGCCUUAUGAUGUGACCCGCUUCAUGAUCGAGUGUGACAUGUGCCAGGACUGGUUUCAUGGCAGUUGCGUUGGUGUUGAAGAAGAGAAGGCUGCUGACAUUGACCUCUACCACUGCCCCAACUGUGAAGUCUUACAUGGACCCUCCAUUAUGAAAAAGCGCCGUGGAUCUUCAAAAGGACAUGAUAUACACAAGGGGAAACCAGUGAAGACUGGGAGCCCCACUUUCAUCCGAGAGCUCCGGAGUAGGACUUUUGACAGCUCUGAUGAAGUGAUUCUGAAGCCCACUGGAAGUCAGCUAACUGUGGAAUUCCUGGAAGAGAAUAGCUUCAGUGUACCCAUCCUGGUUUUGAAGAAGGAUGGGUUGGGGAUGACGCUGCCCUCACCAUCAUUCACUGUUAGGGAUGUGGAACACUAUGUUGGUUCUGACAAAGAGAUUGAUGUGAUAGAUGUGACCCGCCAGGCUGACUGCAAGAUGAAGCUUGGUGAUUUUGUGAAAUACUAUUACAGUGGGAAGAGGGAGAAAGUCCUCAAUGUCAUUAGUUUGGAAUUCUCUGAUACCAGGCUUUCUAACCUUGUGGAAACACCAAAAAUUGUUCGGAAGCUGUCAUGGGUUGAGAACUUGUGGCCAGAGGAGUGUGUCUUUGAGAGACCCAAUGUACAGAAGUACUGCCUCAUGAGUGUGCGGGAUAGCUAUACAGACUUUCACAUUGACUUUGGCGGCACCUCGGUCUGGUACCACGUACUCAAGGGUGAGAAGAUCUUCUAUCUGAUUCGCCCAACAAAUGCCAAUCUGACUCUCUUUGAGUGCUGGAGCAGCUCCUCUAAUCAGAAUGAGAUGUUCUUUGGGGACCAGGUGGACAAGUGCUACAAGUGUUCCGUGAAGCAAGGACAGACACUUUUUAUUCCUACAGGUCGUCCCUGGGCCCCUCUGGGAGGGUUUGAGGAGGGCAAAAAGCAGAAAGGAGCUUGUGGCCCCACAGCUAACCCCUUCCCAUAG
Carlito syrichta (Philippine tarsier) is the source of this 1283-nucleotide messenger RNA. RefSeq names its product PHD finger protein 8 (gene PHF8). Gene Ontology annotation, biological process: protein demethylation; regulation of transcription by RNA polymerase II. Lineage: Eukaryota; Metazoa; Chordata; Mammalia; Primates; Tarsiidae. The record is from RefSeq and is a predicted model, not a curated record. The transcript has 7 exons. The coding region runs from base 252 to 1283 and encodes 343 amino acids. Gene Ontology annotation, molecular function: histone demethylase activity; transcription coregulator activity.